Messenger RNA from Penicillium pulvis, 3465 nucleotides. Its product is annotated as RTP1/Tango6 family protein. The transcript is spliced from 2 exons. The record is from RefSeq and is a predicted model, not a curated record. Gene Ontology annotation, biological process: protein secretion. NCBI's taxonomy places the organism in Eukaryota, Fungi, Ascomycota, Eurotiomycetes, Eurotiales, Aspergillaceae. The coding region runs from base 1 to 3465 and encodes 1154 amino acids.
AUGGGCGAGCCCGUGGAAGUUCGGGACGCAUUCAAUGAAGCCAGUGACUUCCUAAGUCCAGUACUCAAUCGAGGCAUGGAAAUCCACAUUCGUCGUGUUAUUGGAUAUACAGCUAACUGUGAUCAAGCGGAGAUUGAGAAGACCCAAGGGAAAUCAUUGUUGGAAAAUCUUAGCCAGAAUGACGAUUCCUCGUCCAGUGGUGAUGAGAUCAGGGCCACCGUUAUCGACAAGGCACUGCAAAUCCUAAGCCGGAUACACACUGCCUUUAUUACGCCUGAUCUAGAGCAAUCCCAGCAUUUAGCCACGGAAGGUGAAGAUGUAGCUCUUCAAGAUGCAAAGCGUCGCCGAAUGCUGCAUGCACUGUUGGAUCUGAUUUCACUCGAAGGAAUCUACCCGUCACUCUCAUCUGGUGUUGGAAUUCCUCUACAGCAGCGGGUGAUUUCCGUCCUGCCAGCUGGUGUUAUUGCAAAGCAGGCACAGAUUCCCCCAAGCAGCACACCUCACAAUGUAUCUCUUCUCCGCCAUGUUAUGGACGUCCUUCUCACCAUUCUCAUGGAUACGAGAUCAAGCAUCCAGCCCGUCAUUCGAGGUCGCAUUCUAAGUGAUAUAAUCAGUGGUACAGCUGAUCUUGCUUUCAAUCCGAACUGCAGCAGUCAUGAGGAUGGAACAAAUAUUCAGGCGCAAUUUGCCACAUUAAUGAAUGAAACCCCCAGUGCUGUGUUGCUACCUACCUUGUCUGCAUUUCUGCAGACAGAUACUGCCGCCUGGUUUAAGUCGACAAUUUCAAGUCAAAUAUCCCAGGUUCCGCUUCGUCCUGGGGGUGUGCUGCAAACAAUCAUGUUCAUCGCCUCACAAUUUGCCCCAUCACUUGGGCAGGAGGCCCAAAGUGAGCCAUCAAACGGUCCUCAUUUCACGGUUCAAGCCAUAAUGCAGAUUUCGAAGCUCCUUUCAUCUGUUCCACAAGGGGUGGACUCGGCAGUAUACUUCACAGCCAUUGCCCCUCAACUUUUGACACUACUUGAUGGCGAUGACCCCGACCUCGAGAAGACUGUCUCUUAUACCAUUGGAAAUGGAAUCCUGGGGAAGCGGGUCUUUGGAGCCCCUGGAACCAUUGGCCACUCAAUAUUUGUUGAGCCACUUUUCCGUGUGCUUACUGCGGAACCGAAUGAAUCAACAAUGCAAUGGAUGAUGCCAUUGGAGUCACCGGAGCCUAAGCAGAGCAGGACUCUAAACGUCAUUGUUGAAGACAAAUUGAUUGACCGGGCACUCGACAGACUAAGAAAGCUUGCCAUUCAACACCCAAAUCCAGGGUUGGUAAAGAGAAUCGUGUAUCCGAUUCUCCUACCACUUUGGGGCUUAGUCUGCUAUGCCCAAGAGCAUGAACUGAAAGUCUUUCAUGAUAAGGUCAUGGAACUACUCCAAACAUACUUUAGCAUAUCAGUGGGCAUGCCGCCGCUUAAGAAGCUUGUUGAUAACCUACUGUGGGAUGGUGGGUCGACUUGGACAUACAGUUCCACCUCUCAAGGUGGGAUCAAACUGAUAAAACGAAACAACCAGAUUGACCCGCAGUCGAAUUUGAUCAAACUGAUUGAUUCACUUCAAACCCGGACAGAACUUUUCGCUCGCUUGCUAGGCUCAGAUCCACGCAGCGAAGAGUUGACCGGUGAUAUAUUUCUUUACGCGAGCCAGACAUGGCUAGUACACUCUAACACAGAGGAAGUCCAGAAGAUUGGAGACUCAGAAAAUAUCUUCCAGAAGCUUAUCAGCGCCAAAGUUGCAGAGAAGCUAUUGGAUACCUUCAAGGACACAUUGUCUCGCCGGCCUCUUCGUGUGCUAGAACUUAUCAAGCAAGUGAUUGAAGGAGAACUACAUAAAUCGGGUUCCAUUUCUUCGAAACAGAGAGAACAAAAGUCUGGAAACCCCUCAUUAUCUUCACUCGCCAAUAUUGUGUCCCCAGAAAGUACAAGUGAAGAAGCCUCAGACGACACAUCUGAGUCCUUAUCUACCGCAUUCAGCUUGCUGUCCACCGUACUGGCAUCGGCAGAGUUCUCCAUGUCAGAAGACAUUAAGUCACUCCUGGAGUCAAUCAAGGAACGCCUGGACGAAUUGAUUCCGCUUCUUCCUAACAGUCUCUCCAAGCCGGCAACAACCUCAUCAAUGCUACUGGAGAUCCAGCUCACCACCCCAGAAUUGGCCGACACCAAGGCUCCACCACCACACCUCGCCGAUCUCGAAACACACCGGCAAGCACUUUCAAACCUCAACUCGGACCUGCCACCAGUGCAAGCUGAAGGAUUUUCUCUACUAUCUAAACUCAUCAUGAAAUCCUCCCCCGUCCUCGACAUUCCAUCAACCCUCACCCUCCUCCUAUCGAUAAUAACAGACAUCUCCGAAUCAACCGCUAACGAAGAGUUCAUAUACCUCAACGCCAUCAAACUAAUUGGCACAUUCGCUUCCCGACAUCCACGCACCGUAGUAAAAACACUGGUAGACAGCUAUGCAGACAAAAACGAACAGCGAACACUUGACCAGCGCCUUAAACUCGGCGAGUCCCUGCUCCGAACAGUCCAAGACUUGGGCACAGCCUUAACAGGCGAGACCGCCAAAGUCCUAGGAGAUGGCAUGGUUAGCGUCGCAGGACGCCGGGGCAACAAGCCCCAAGCUCAACAAAACCGCAAGAAGCAAGAAGAAAAAGAGCGCCGACAAAGAGAAAGGGAGGAAAGAAAACAGAAAGAACCCAUUAUGCCUGAAGGAUGGAAGCUUUCAGUCGGACCUACAGCCGGACCGACCACUUUGAAAGAGCUGGACCCAGACUCCGAUGACGACGAGUCCCCAGAGCAAUCAGCCCACGCCGCCAAUAUCGUCGCGGCAUGGGCAGCUGGUGCACCAAGCGACUCCGAACCAGAAGAUCUCCGCAUCCGCGCAUCAGCAGUGUCUAUCCUUGCCUCAGCAAUUCAAAGCAAUGUUCUCGGACUGGGAGCCGCAAUUGUUGGAUCAGCCGUGGACCUUGCAAUGGCUACACUGACACUGGAACCGGCGCCAGAAAGCGCAAUCCUGCGGCGUGCGAGUGCGGUCCUCAUUCUUGACAUUUUGAAAGCGCUGGACACCGCGCGCGAAGACCGCAAAGGCGCGGAUGUUGGUUUCGGAUUCUCAUUUAUGGACGAUGGAUAUGCGCACGCGGAGACACAGGGUCGGGGUCCAUCUACUAUUGGUAAUAUUCCAUCUAUGCUGCGCACGCUUGGGUUUGUUGAGAGUCGAGAAGAGGAUGUUAUUGUGCGGGGGCACUUGCGUGCAUUGAUCGAGAGCUUGGAGGCGUGGCUAGAGAAGUCUUUGAUGUGGGGGAUUGGUUCUGGGAAUAUGCCAGAGAUCAAGAUGGAAUUGGACGAUCGGAUUGCUGGUUUGGAUGUUGAUCCCAUGGCUGGACGGGGUGGGUCUUCGAGGCCAAGGAUUGAAGAGAUUGAGUAG